This is a messenger RNA of Notothenia coriiceps (black rockcod), 1137 nucleotides long. Its product is annotated as ATP-binding cassette sub-family A member 1-like. The record is from RefSeq and is a predicted model, not a curated record. The transcript has 12 exons. The coding region runs from base 1 to 1137 and encodes 378 amino acids. NCBI's taxonomy places the organism in Eukaryota, Metazoa, Chordata, Actinopteri, Perciformes, Nototheniidae.
AUGAGUUCCUCAAAUGUGUAUGUAGUAUUUCCAAAGGAGAAAGACUUCACCUCUCGCAGCGGCAGUCCAGAUGACGGCCUCGGCAGUCAGACCUGGGCCAACUCGGACCCCUCAGACGUGUCAGAUGUGGGUCAGAUUGUGCGGCGCCACGUCCCCGGGGCCGUCUUCCUGGAGAGCAUCGGCCAGGAGAUCACCUUCGUGCUGCCCUACGCCGGAGCCAGAGACGGGACCUUCGCUCUGCUGUUCUCAGAGCUGGACCGGGCCUCCGCUGAGCUCGGACUCACCAGCUACGGCAUCUCCGACACCACGCUGGAGGAGAUAUUUCUCAAAGUGGCAGAUGAUACCGGAGUGGAUUCAGAAACAACAAAGGAGCUGCUGGAGCAAGACUGCAGGAGAAACUCAUUCAAGAGGAAUAGCAUCUCCAGCGCCUCUGCAAAGAGAGAGUUAAAGGAGAAGUUCACAAGUAAAGUGGAAGACCUCCAGAACAGCGCCAGCCUCAGUGGGCGGGGGUCCUCGGUCAUUGUCGGGGGGCAGCUGAUUAGAAGACAGUUCCUGGCGCUCUUCAUCAAACGCUUCCACCACGCCCGCCGCAGCCGCAAGGGCCUCCUCGCACAGGUGGUGUUACCUGCAGCCUUUGUGUGUCUGUCUCUGAUCUUCUCGCUCAUCGUGCCCCCCUUCACGGAGUACCCCAGCCUGGAGCUGCAGCCCUGGAUGUACGGGCUGCCUCAAACCACUUUUUACAGCAAUGAUGGCCCGGGUAAUGCAGAGGUGUCUAAGGUGGUGGAGACGCUGGUGAACAAUCCUGGCUUUGGCACUCGCUGCAUGACUGGAGACCCAAUACCGAAGCUCCCGUGUUCCUCGGCUGACUCUGAUUGGUUCACUCCCCCGGUGGAUCCGUCCAUCACCGACAUCUUCCUGCAGGGGAACUGGAGCAUGGCCAACCCCUCCCCCUCCUGCCAGUGCAGCACACCUAAACGCACCAUCAUGUUACCUGACUGCUCCCCCGGGGCAGGAGGCCUGCCCCCCCCUCAGCAUUCACAGAAAAAGGAAGGAGAAAGAAGCUCAUUUGGAGCUAAAUGGUUUGCACCGCAGUCUCCGUGCGAUGAUGAUGAGGAAUCUAAGCUGGAGAGGGAAUAG